AUGAAAAUAAAAUCCCUGUUGUCCAAAUUCCAACGCAAGAAGAAAAGCGAUAAUGUGCUUAAGCAGCAGGGUAACAGCAAGGAGAAGAACCUAAAACAGAGAAACAAGAAGAGAGGCACCACAAAUGUGGUUGGAUCUCCUUCGUCGUCUCUCCGAACACAACGAACAGACGAUGAUGACAGUGAUGGACUCUACCAUCCCGAUUACGUUCCACCCCCAUCUCUUAACUUUGUACAAGAUGAUCAAGAUAUCGGAGAAGCAGCUGUUUCGCAAGAUUGCCCGGAAACAACAUCACAGGCGCUGAAUGAGAGUUUGUAUUCCGAUGAUAUUGUUGGAGAAAAUAUACCAGCAAAAUCUCGAGAUCUCACCAACAAGAGGUCUGUUACCCAUGGAGUGCCGAGUGAGAUGGUUUGGACGAAUGCCGCCUUGUUGGAUGAUCUAUCGGAGGAUGAAAACAACACCAACAUUCAUUCUUCUGAGUAUCACCACCCGGAUGGUGAAGUCGACGAGGACGAUGAUGAUUCCAAGUAUCUUUCCUAUGCUGGUGAGCACUUGUAUCUUACUCCUAUGCCUCCUUCUAGUAGUCGGCCCACCAUGACACUUACGAGCCUGGCCCUGGACUCUACGCGUGCAUCCAACAUGUAUCGAACGUACGAGACAGACUUUGAUGACUUUGGAUUGACCACUGGUGUGGUAGUUGUGGAUGACGAGUUGGGCGGUAAUUAUCAAAAAUCGAAGGAUAAUAAUGACGUCUUGGGAGAUUUAUCACAUGAAAACGCUGAUCACCGCAGUAAUACACCCAAGAAAACUGGAGGAAUCACACCAGUUCGAUGGUCGUCACAAGUGACCGACAUGUCAUUGCCCCCUCCACCUCCACCAGAGCCCGACUUUCCCAUGGACGAAAUGUAUGAUGAUUUGCGUGUACUAAUCUUGGACGAUGAUGUAUCCGCCUUGAGCAACGAUACUCCACCCCCGGCAGUCUACCGAAACAUGAAGAGGGAAUUACGAAAGAAGAACAAGAUACCUGUCACCUCCUCCUCUUUUUCCAAAUGCAAACCACACACUACUUGGGCUAAUUGCCAACCUCCUUCGUUUUUACGACGCAUUGGGACACAAUCUCCUGCUGCCGAGCAUGAUGGCAAACUACGAGUCGCAGACAUGUUCUACCAGGUCUUUCACUGUGAGAAUACUGUUGGUUCUGCAGGUGUUUCCAGCAGGAACAAUAACAAGGUCUCCUCCACCUCCAUUCCUCCUGGAACCACCAUUACGGUGACCACAACCCGAUCUGGAUCCAUUGAGCAGCCCACGCACCUACAUUAUUACGAACAAAUAUUCGAAUGCGCCGAAGCAUAA
Messenger RNA from Cylindrotheca closterium, 1353 nucleotides. NCBI's taxonomy places the organism in Eukaryota, Bacillariophyta, Bacillariophyceae, Bacillariales, Bacillariaceae. The record is from the annotation of a GenBank genome assembly.